GGAGGGACAAAGAGUUAAAAUACUGCGCGCGCAUGCGCAUUGAGGUGACACUGCAGAACGAGAGGGAGUUUACUGACAGAAGCGUCAGUGCUGAGAUGGCACUGAAUCAACAUGACAGUCGAUAUUUUCCUACCGAUUCGGAUUAAUGACAUGAAUUCGUUUCGCGUGUCUCGCGUGUUUGUGACAGAAUGACGCCGUCGGCCUGAACCCCCGCCGUACUCCGGCGCAUCGCGCGAUGUCAUCGUCCGGCCAUAAUAAAGACGGCAGAGCCCAGAUGGACGACAAGUGUAAGCAGCAGAAAUUCAUUUCGUUUCUUUUUUAUCAAGCGGUGCGGGACCUGAAGCCGGUGUGGAUGCUGGAGGAUAUGCGCACCAUGGAGACGUUUUAUUGGGAAGAGGAUGCCAAGCAGAGAACUUACACCCCGUCCGAGGCGCUGCUCUACGCGAUCGUGCACGACCAUCAGGCUUACGCGCAAUAUCUGCUCGGACACUAUUCCGACGAGGCGUUGGCGAUGCCGGGCGAGCGCUUCUGCUGCUGUCCGUCUUCCGCGCCGCAUUUAGCCAUGGCCGUGCGCUACGACAGGCGCGACAUACUCGCUCACAUAUUGCAAGUGGCGCAUCGCGUGCCUAGCCUGCGCUCGUACAUGAACCGCGGAGGAUGCUUCCAUCUCGAGGACGGUAAGACCCCCCUCCACCUGGCCUGCGAGCUCCUGCGCUCGGACGCCGUCGUGCUGUUGCUCGGCAACGGCGCGUCGCCGCAGGCCGUAGACCACAACGGGAUGACGCCGCUAGACGUCAUCCUCCAGCAGCUCUGGGACUCCAAAGUCAACAAGGGGGCCAAAAACUCCUGCUUGGACAAUCUGUUGAUGUUCAUGCCGGAGAUGCGCUUCAAACUGAGGAGCUCCCUCGAGAAAGACCCCACACGGUGGUCCAAGGUUCUUGGGGAGGACAAACUGAACUACAUCAUCGGAAGAGAUCCGCCUUCUCUGUUCCUCAUCGCGAUGCAGAGAAUCCUCGCACUCUUGCCGCCCGACCAGUUCCCCACGAGCCUGGACAAGCUUCCCAUUCCAGCCUCUCUGAAACCUCUUCCCAGACCCCUUCAACAGUGCAGCCGUCUCAAAGUGGCCUGAAACUGUUCACAUGUUCUCCGAAAGUAAGGGUGCGUGAAGGGUUCUUCACAGCAGUGCCACUGAAGAACCUUGUCUUGGUUCCGCAACAUUGCAUACAUUUAUGCAUUUGGCAGACGCUUUCAUCCAAAGGGACUUAUAUUGUUGCAUUAUACUAUAAAUUUUGGUUUCAAGUAUGUGCAAUCCCUGGGAUCGAACCCAUGACCAUUCUCCAACCACUGAGCUUCACAUUUAUUUUGUGUAGAACCUUUAUUCACAUCAAACAACGUUUAUGCAACACAAGGGUUCUUUAUGGAACCAUACGGAGUCCAACAAAGAACCAAAUAAAAUACCCUUUAUUUUUAAGAGUGCAUAUGAGGAAAAAAUGUGAAGUUGACGUGGUCUCUCUGUAUUAUCCAUACCUUUACAUCUGUUUCAGCAUGAAUUCUGUCUGUGUAGUAUAUGGCAUGAAAUGUAUGACAGAAACAAUCUACAAGCCGCUGGUCACGCGAGCAAUAUUGUCUUCCUGUUGUCUAAUAUGUUGUCCGUUUUACAAAUUAUUUAAAAGUGUAAUAUAUGUCUUGAUUUGAACAAAAUAUGCAAGUUGUAAGUGAUGAGAUAUAUUUAUGAAAGCUGUUAUUUAAAGACUGUGGGAAGGACGAGCGUUACCUCACGAAGCUCAUGGACUGAUUUGAGUACAGUGGGGCCGGUAGAAAUUAAAAACAAAUCAUGAUUCAAACUUACACAGACUCUCUUUAAAUGUUAUAUUUCAACUGUCUUACAGGAAUCGUUCACCAAAAUAAAAAUUCUAUCAUCGUUUA
Triplophysa dalaica is the source of this 1926-nucleotide messenger RNA. RefSeq lists its product as uncharacterized. NCBI's taxonomy places the organism in Eukaryota, Metazoa, Chordata, Actinopteri, Cypriniformes, Nemacheilidae. The record is from RefSeq and is a predicted model, not a curated record. The coding region runs from base 236 to 1129 and encodes 297 amino acids. The transcript has a single exon. Gene Ontology annotation, molecular function: protein binding.